This is a messenger RNA of Brassica napus (rape), 5995 nucleotides long. RefSeq lists its product as uncharacterized. The record is from RefSeq and is a predicted model, not a curated record. NCBI's taxonomy places the organism in Eukaryota, Viridiplantae, Streptophyta, Magnoliopsida, Brassicales, Brassicaceae. The transcript is spliced from 2 exons. The coding region runs from base 5008 to 5988 and encodes 326 amino acids.
AAAGAGAAGUCACUUUAGUGAUUUUUGCUGACGUGGCAAUCACAUAGAGCUUCUCAGGAAAAUUCUUAUAAUUCUAUUGGUUGAUUUUUUUGAAUUUUUCUUUUUCUUUUUUUUUUAUUCACUCGCCUCCGCGGAGUGGAAAACGCCGUCGUAUCUCAUGAAGUUUCUUCUUUUUUUUUUUUUUUCAAUCGCGUAUUAAUUGAAGGGGGAUAUGGUUUGAAACCGAUAAAGACAGUCCGACCAGAUGAGUUUGCUUCUCGACACUUUGAAGACUCAAUCAGAUCCAUCGCGUCAAGAUGCGACGACCAGAUGAGUUUCCUUCUCUCCACCAUCGAUCAGAUCGACGAGGUGAAGUUUGUCGAUACUCUCGUAAUAUACAGAUUUUUUGGUUUCUCUGAUUGGAUUCGACAUAUGUUAAGCUAUAAACUACGAUCUGCUUAUUAACAUUUAUAAUCUUUGUAUCUAAUUGAUUGAUUAACCUUCAGAGAUCGAAAGGUUGAAGAAGCUACAUACAUAAUCGUUAAACAACUUCGUUGACCAGGUAUUAUUAACUUCUUGAAGUUUUUCUACCUAUCUGUUUCUUGUUGUUAAGGUAUUGAUUCUCUUAAACAAUAACAUGAAGCUUGAGCAUCGAACUAAUUGCCACGUCCAGAGAAGUAUUUCGCGGACUGUCUACUGAUGGAACAAGAAGAGACAACUGACAUUUACAACAAACUUGGAUUCGACUUCAGUCUCUGAAGAAGGACUGUAAGAUUAUCUUCUCCUUAAUAACUCAACAAGCAUUUAGACAGUCCUCUCUUGAGAUUUUCAAGUUUGGUUUUCAGUUUCAUUAGCACGAUUUAGAGCUUCACAUUACUUAUCUAGUCAGUCUGUUGCAUCGCUAAUUGCAGGACACUUUAUAUUCUUUGCACUGGUUAUAAAUGGCCAGGCGCUUGAAAAUUCUGUAUGUAGCUUCGGUACCCACAUUUUCACUAGCUGAGUUGAAGCUGAGAAUGAAGUAAUAUUUGGGUCCUAUCUUCUUAAUUAGCUUUAAUUAUCUUAGGAGAGCAAAAAUGUCUUUAGCCUAUUUAGAAAAGCCCAAAUAUAUUGUCGAUUUAGUUAAGCCCAUAUAUAUAUUCGCUUGGGGGAUAAUAUUUAGAUAUUUAGUUUAGACUUGCGCAAGAUUGUUAACUAAUGUAAAUAUUAAUAAUUUUCCUUAUUAUUCAAACCAAUUUUUUGCGCCGGUUGAUAUCAUAUUUAUUACAUUACUUGCGCAAGUUAAAAUCAUAUCAUAUGCAAAUCACUUUUUGACAAUACACAUUUAAUAUCUUUCUUUAAAUGAUUUCAUUCUUUAUUAGGGGUCAUUAAUAUGAUAAAUUAAUCGCCUUUAUAUAUAUAGGAGACACCUGAAUGCUUAAAAUACAAACAUUCAGCUCUUACAAGAACAAUGGCAAUGGUGCGAGCCUCCAAAAACAUUGUUUCUUAUGUUAGAGAAUUAAAACCCCGUAAAGAUACGUCGCGUAUUGAAGUUAGGAUUGUUCGCUUGUGGAGAAACUAUAACAAAGAAUCAGGAAACACCAUUGAAAUGGUUUUUGUUGAUAAAGAAGGGACAAGAAUUCAUGCUUCAGUUGGUGAACAACUCAUCAAAAAAUUCGAUGACAAGCUACGCGAGGGAGAUGCGAUUGUCGUCCAGUUGUUCAAAGUGUAUGAUGCUAUUGGUGAAUACCGUACAAUGCCACAUCCGUAAAAAAUUGGCUUCUUUCAAACAACAUUUGUUGGAAAAGCUGAUGAUUUUCCAAGUGCAGUUCCCGAAAAGUAUUUCGCGGACUUCUCUGAUAUUCUUGGUGGAAAUCUUGAUCAUAGCUGUUUGGUUGGUGAGUGAGUUUCUUACACACUUAAAGAGUCUUUCACUUUUGUUAUACUUGUUCCUGAUUUGACGCUUGUUUUUGUUAUGUAGAAGUGUUGGCCAAAUAGUUAACUUCGGGUCUCUGGAAAACAAAAUAAUAAAAGGAAAAGAUAACAUGAGGCUCUUGAUUGAGUUGCGUGACCCAAAGUAAGACUAAGUUCUUAAUCGUAGUAAUAAUUUUGCUAGCUAAACAUCUAUAAUCUGUAUUUAACUUAAGUUUAUAUUAUACAGUAAUGUGAAGAUGAUGUGUACUCUUUGGGGUUGUUAUGCUAAACAAGUAUACAAUUACAAUAGGAGUAACAUGUCCACCAUGAUUAUUUGUGUUAUCAGAUUCUCUUAUGUUAAAGAGUGGAAAGGUAUAUAAUAUUGUUUCAAUUUGUGGAAAACUAUUACUCGCAUAACAUAUUAAUAAGAUCAAAAUACUUUGUAGGUGCUUACUCCAUAUCUAGCGGGUAUAAUUCAACCCAUAUUUUGCUCAACCCAACACUUGAAUUUAUUGAGGAGUUCAAAGCAAGGUACGUCUCCUGCGUCUUACGUUCCAGACCUAUUGAGGAGUUCAAUACAUCUAGAUUUUAAUUUUAAUUUCUGAACGUCAUUUUUAACUGAAACGUUUUUAAAUUAUGUGUGAUUAUUUGAUUUGGCAGUCUCCCUGAUGAUUCACUUGCUCUUACAAACAACGAUAGUAGCCAAUGGUCUGUUGGUACUGCUACAUCUAUUUGUGCCAGGUUUUUUGUUCUUAAUGAGAGGCUAACCAUAAGAGAGAUCAUUGAUAGUACUCUGGUAUAUAGACUACACCCUUCACUUUUUAAUUUUUUACACAUGAGUAUACUCCAUGUGUUAUUAAUGCUUUUAACAUAUUGUCAUUGACGAAUAGGUUGGCAGUUUUGUCACUCUGGGGACUAUUGAAACAAUUGAUACUGAACGUGGCUGGCAAUAUUUAAGUUGCAAAUACCACAACAAAAAAGUGAUGCCUACAACCAAUGUUGAUGACAAUGACCGGCCCUUGUUCUUCUGCAAUACAUGUGAUAAAGAACACAGUGAUGUCAUUUCCACGUAUUGUGCGGGUUAGAUAUACACACAUUUUAGUUAGGUAGAUCGUCAUGGAAAUAGUCUGUGACGUUUAUUUAUUUUUGUUUUCAGGUUCAAAUUAAUUGCUCAUGUUAAGGACGACAGCGGUGAGGCUAAUUUUCUUUUGUUUGAUGCUAAUGCUCAACAAAUUGUGCGUCAUUCUGCCGUUGAACUCUAUGACGAGGUACUUUUAGUAAUUCCUAUUUACAUCAAUUAACACCAUAAAUUCUUUUAUUGUGUUAUCUCUAUGUAAUUGUAGAAUGAAGAUGAAGACUUCUUACCAGAAGCAGUUAGCGAUCUCUUGGUAAGAGAGUCCUUUUUGAGAUUAGAUUAGGUAAUUCUAUGAUUAGCUUACACAAUGAUAGAAUCGAGUAGACUGCAUUACUUAUGGCUGAAUCAGAAAAAGCUCCGGUCAAGUAGUUACGCUGCAAUCCAGAAAGCAGCUACAAGAGCUGGAGCUAAGAUGGCUGAGCAAGGGAGCCGAAUUUUCAUUCCAGCAAUUUUCACCGGGGGAAAAAGGUAUAUGAAGCAGCACUACUAUGAUGCCAUGGUUCUGUGCAAAUACCAUGGAUUUCCCGAUAUUUUCAUCACUUUUACGUGCAAUCCAAAAUGGCCUGAAGUUACAAGGUAUCUGAAAAAAUAUAACCUGACCACUGAAGACAGACCAGAAAUAUUGUGUACAGUUUUCAAGAUGAAACUCGAUAAUCUUAUCGGCGAGUUGACUAAAAAGAACGGCUCCUUAUUUGGGCUUGUUGCUGCAGGUAAAUCUCCUUUACAUGUUGCUUAUAUUAAUUGUUUAAGCAAAACAACUAAUUUAGAUAGUAUUUUGUAUGUAAAAAUUUUCUAAAUAUUUUAUUUUUUAUUUUGUCAGUAAUGUACACAAUUGAGUUUCAGAAAAGAGGAAUGCCACACGCUCAUAUUCUUGUCUUCGUGGAAAAAGGAUCAAAAUUUCCAACAGCCGAUGAUAUAGAUAAGAUUAUUUCCGCUGAAAUACCAGACAAGACAGUAGAUCCAGACCUGUAUGUAAUCGUUGGGGAUUGUAUGAUGCAUGGUCCUUGCGGUGCAGCAAAGAAGAAUAAUGUAUGUAUGGUUAACGGUAAAUGUUCUAAGAUGUUUCCGAAACCUCUCAACAUCAGGACAUCGAUUGACGCAGAUGGAUUUCCAGCUUACAUGCAUCGGAUUGAUGGUAGGUUCAUUGAGAAAAAUGGAAUAAGAUUAGACAAUGGAUUUUUUGUACCAUACAACAGAGACCUCAUGCUUCGUUAUCGCGCGCAUAUGAAUAUCGAGUGGUGCGUCCAAACACGAGCUGUUAAGUAUCUUUUCAAAUAUAUCCAUAAGGGACCUGAUUAUGCCUCAGCUGCAAUGGAUAAAGAAGAUGAAGAUGGCGUCAUUGACGAAAUCAAAACAUAUUACGACUGCAGGUAUUAUUAUAUUUAAACCAAUUCGUGUUAGUAUCUACAAAUUACUAAAUUCUAUAAAUUUAUAACAAUAUAUUAAAAAUUCAGUAGAAACUCUAUAAGCAAUUCAUCAAUCAUAGAAGAUCAAUAAAUUAAUACUAAUUAGAAUAUUGAACUUUAUACAUUAACUUCAUUUCUCCAAUCCAAGUUUGGGCAAUUGUAAAAUAUCAGAUAAUACGAAAAAAAUAAUAAGAUAAUAAAGGAAAGUCGUCAAGUUAGUUAAAUAUAUGGUCACACUGAAGUUCUAAGUCAAUAAUAUCAAAUACUAUCUUCGUUGGAUGUUAUAAUAUACAAAAUUUUCCACAAUUUUUACUAUAUGUGGACCGUAUAUAUCAUAUUUAUUAUCAUUUAUAAUUUAUUAAUAAUAGAUAUAAAACAAAAUUUGUAUUCUACGCUAUGUCUUUGCAAAGGAAAUGAAAAUACAUCAAUAAUCUAUUACUAUUAGUACAAAUAUAUAUGUAUAAGCUUUAAAAAAUAUAUAAUAUCAUAAAUGAAAUUUAUAUAACUCAUUUGCUUACAAUAAAAUAAAUACAUUAUUAACAAAUAGAGUUUAUCUGUCUUUUACAUUUUAAGGUCUACGUUCAUCUUUACUAAUUUAUGUUUUCAUAUUUCUUAAUUAGAUAUAUUACUGCAUGCGAGUCGUCGUGGCGGAUUCUUGCUUUUCCUACACAUUUUCGUACUACUUCUGUAGAGAAACUUGGCUUUCAUCUUCCGGAUCAGGAACUGGUAUUUUUUUAUGAAGACGAACCUAUUGAGAGUAUUCUCAACAAAAAGACUGUCAACCAAUCCAUGUUUUUGGCCUGGUUCAUAGCAAACAGAAAAUACGCACAGGCAAGAGAGUUGACAUAUGCCGAAUUUCCAACAAAAUUUUUUUGGAAAUCAGGUACGAGAGAAUGGGUACCACAGAAACAAGGCUUUGCGAUAGGGAGGAUUGCGCAUAUUCAGCCAUCAAGUGAUGAGCUAUAUUUCUUAAGAGUAUUGGUAAAUUGGGUAAGCGGGCCGACAUCAUACGAGGAUAUAAGAACAGUUGAUGGUAUUUUAUAUCCUACAUACGAAGAUGCUUGCUAUGCGUUGGGAUUGAUGGAUGAUGACAAGGAAUUCAUAGAAGCUAUCAAAGAUGCAAGUGACUGUAGUUCUGCCACGUAUGCCAGGAAGCUUUUUGCGAGAAUGUUGGUUUCCAAAUCUUUGUCUCAGCCUCAUGUUGUGUGGGAAGCUACUUGGGAGUAUCUUACCGACGAUAUUCUUUACAAGAAGCGGCGAGAAACUGGACGACCUGGACGACCUAGGCUAAUUGUUACUCAGUUACUGCCCCAUGUGAUAGAAGGUAGAAUUAUAACCGGAAACAAAAUUGCUGGACAUCCGGUUUGGAUCCCUAGAAUGUUUGUCACACCACCUGACACAAAGUUUCCCUUCAGAAUGCGUCGAAGACAAUUUCCAGUUACUUUGGCUUUUGCGAUGACCAUCAACAAAAGUCAAGGUCAAACACUGGAAAGUGUUGGGUUGUUUCUGCCUAGGCCAAUGUUCUCUCAUGGUCAGCUCUACGUUGCAUUUCACGAGUUAAGUCAAGAUCUGGAUUAAAAAUUCU